This is a messenger RNA of Erigeron canadensis, 1442 nucleotides long. Its product is annotated as probable sarcosine oxidase. Lineage: Eukaryota; Viridiplantae; Streptophyta; Magnoliopsida; Asterales; Asteraceae. Gene Ontology annotation, molecular function: sarcosine oxidase activity; flavin adenine dinucleotide binding. The transcript has a single exon. The record is from RefSeq and is a predicted model, not a curated record. The coding region runs from base 74 to 1339 and encodes 421 amino acids.
AAUACGGAGUAAAACACAAAGUAAAUAAUAAGCAUUUUGAUCUAUAUUCUUUAUACUCCAAAAGUUCUAUACCAUGGAGAAUUCUUGUCAAUAUGAUCUCAUUGUGAUUGGAGCUGGAGUUAUGGGAAGUUCAACUGCAUAUCAAGCAGCUAAACUAGGCCAAAAGAUAUUGCUACUUGAGCAGUUUGAUUUCCUACACUAUCGCGGAUCAUCGCAUGGCGAGUCGCGGACUAUUCGUGCAACGUACCCUGAGUCGUAUUAUUGUCCUAUGGUUAUUGAAGCGGAAAAAUUAUGGAGGGAAGCUCAAACCGAAAUUGGUUAUAAUGUUUAUUUUAAGACAAAGCAGUUGGACAUGGGGCCAGCUGAGAAUACUUCUUUGUUGGCCCUGAUUUCCAACUGCGAGAAACAUUCCGUUAGUUAUAGUGUUUGUAAUAGCCACCUUGCUAAUGAAUAUUUUAAUGGUGUGGUUGAGAUACCAGAAGAUUGGACUGCGGUUGUGACGGAGCUUGGAGGCGUGUUAAAGCCUACUAAGGCGGUUGCUAUGUUUCAAACGCUGGCGGUUAAGCAUGGUGCAGUGCUUAAGGAUAAGAUGGAAGUUGUGGAUGUUGAGGUUGAUGAAGUGAGGGGUGGAGUUGUGGUAAGUAGUAGCUUUGGGGACAAGUUUUGGGGGAAGAAAUGUGUGGUGACUGCGGGUGCGUGGGUGAGUAAGCUGGUGAAAAAUGUUAGUAAUGGUAGGAUGGUCUUGCCUAUCCAAGCAGUGGAAACAAGUAUUUUUUAUUGGAAGAUUAGGGAGGGUUAUGAGGGUGAUUUUACUAUUGGUGCAGGGUUUCCAUCGUUUGCUAGCUAUGGUGAGCCUUAUAUAUAUGGAACGCCGGCUUUGGAAUUCCCUGAUUUGAUCAAAGUUGGCGUUCAUGGUGGUAGGGAAUGUGAUCCAGAUAAGAGAACAUGGGGGGCUGUAACAGCUGGGAGUGAAGGGACGGGGAAGGUUAUCGGGUAUCUUAAAGAAUGGAUCAAAUCGAGGUUUGGUGAUAGAGUUAAUUGGGAAGACGGACCAGUUAUGGCUCAGUCUUGCUUGUAUUCUAUGACACCAGAUGAAGAUUACAUUAUUGAUUUCUUAGGUGGAGGGUUUGGUGAAAAUGUGGUGGUUGCUGGUGGGUUUUCGGGUCAUGGGUUCAAGAUGGCUCCUCUAAUCGGGAAGAUAUUGGCUGAUCUGGCUAUCAGUGGGAAGGCAGCUGCAGAACGACGAAGUGAAGAAAUCAAGCAUUUUAAGCUGGGAAGGUUUGAUGACAAUCCUAAAGGAAAUGUUAAAGAGUUUGAUGACCAAGUUCGCCUCAGGUAGGCAGUCUUGCAUGUACUUGAAGCACUAGUGUUUGUGAAAAGUUUUAUAUGUAUGUUGAACAUGAAAAUUUGAAUGGUUUUAGAUGGUUGAUAAUGUGUAACAA